Messenger RNA from Fonsecaea multimorphosa CBS 102226, 762 nucleotides. RefSeq lists its product as uncharacterized. Gene Ontology annotation, biological process: vacuolar proton-transporting V-type ATPase complex assembly. The record is from RefSeq and is a predicted model, not a curated record. Lineage: Eukaryota; Fungi; Ascomycota; Eurotiomycetes; Chaetothyriales; Herpotrichiellaceae. Gene Ontology annotation, cellular component: endomembrane system. The transcript has a single exon. Bases 1 to 762 code for a protein of 253 amino acids.
AUGGUCCUCCUUACGACCACACCUCGCAUCCUCUCUACCAUUUCCUCGCUCUCACCCAACGAUCGCUCAUCCCUGGCCACCGCAGACUUGCCCACAACAUGCGGCCAAGCAAUCGAGCACACCACGCUCAUCGCCAUGUCUCGCCUCAAUAAGACAAUCACACUCAACAACCUCCUUCGCGGCACUCACAUCUAUGUCCCCCCACCACCGCCGAAACCCCAGCCAUCACCGGAGUACGUCGCUCUUAUGGAAAGGUUACGCAGAGAACAAGAACAGCGUGAAUACGCCUCUCUCGUUUCCAGCUCCCUCUCAAGUUCUCUCAAUACAGGACGAGAAGAUGAAAACGACGACGACAUCUCCCCUUCGCUCGUGCUCAACAUCUUUCUCAGCAUAGUCCUCUGCGCAGCCGCAAUAUUCUACUUGACGCGGUGGUGGGCUAACGACGGGAUACGGGUACUCCUGUCCCUAGCUACAGGGAUAGUAGUGGGAGUUGCUGAAGUCGGCGUAUAUGCUGCGUAUUUGAGGAAAGUCAAGAUGAGCAGGGACAAGGAGAGAAAGAAGAAAGAGCGGAAGGUUGUCCUCGGAGAGUAUACUGGUACAGAAACAGGAGGAAUAGCCCUGGAUGCUAAGGGCACACCCGUGUCAGUCGACGUGAAUGCGAUUAUGGAGAAAGAAGAGAUAUGGGGCAAGGGAAUCAAUGGCGGGAUGAGGAGGCGUGUAAGGGAGAAAUGGCAGAGGGAUCAAGAGAAGGCUAAAACAUGA